Molecule: messenger RNA, 3670 nt
Organism: Oryctolagus cuniculus (rabbit)
Lineage: Eukaryota; Metazoa; Chordata; Mammalia; Lagomorpha; Leporidae
Gene: XPOT
Product: exportin for tRNA
Biological process (GO): intracellular protein transport; tRNA re-export from nucleus
Cellular component (GO): nuclear matrix; cytoplasm; nuclear pore
Molecular function (GO): small GTPase binding; tRNA binding
Source: RefSeq, a predicted model, not a curated record
CCGACGCGGGGAGCGCGCCUCGCGCUGACUCAGCGGCAGCGGCGGCGUUAGCCGGCCCUCGCGCUCUUUCCUUUCCUGGGGCGCCGACCCCGCCCGCCUGCUCGCUGGCUUGCCUGCCCCGCGCCACGCAGGAGAAGGCGACAGGAUGUUUAUGGAUUCUUCUCUGGGAUCAGAGGGCACGCCUGUUGUAAUCAGGAAACUCCAAGUAUAGCAGCAGGGAUGGAUGAACAGGCUCUGUUAGGGCUAAAUCCAAAUGCUGAUUCAGACUUCAGACAAAGGGCUCUGGCCUAUUUUGAGCAGUUAAAGAUUUCCCCAGAUGCCUGGCAGGCGUGUGCAGAAGCUCUAGCCCAGAGGACCUACAGUGAUGAUCACAUAAAGUUUUUCUGCUUCCAAGUACUAGAACAUCAAGUUAAAUACAAAUAUUCAGAACUAACCACUGUUCAACAACAACUAAUUAGGGAGACGCUCAUAUCUUGGCUUCAAACUCAGAUGCUGAAUCCCCAACCAGAGAAGACCUUUAUACGAAAUAAAGCAGCCCAAGUCUUCGCCUUGCUUUUCGUUACAGAGUAUCUUACUAAAUGGCCCAAGUUUUUUUUUGACAUUCUCUCUGUUGUGGACCUAAAUCCAAGAGGAGUCGAUCUGUACCUCCGAAUCCUCAUGGCUAUUGACUCAGAGUUGGUGGAUCGUGACGUGGUACAUACAUCUGAGGAGGCUCGUAGGAAUACUCUAAUAAAAGAUACCAUGAGGGAACAGUGCAUUCCAAACCUAGUGGAAUCAUGGUACCAAAUCUUACAAAAUUAUCAGUAUACUAAUUCAGAAGUGACAUGUCAGUGCCUUGAAGUAGUUGGGGCUUAUGUCUCUUGGAUAGACUUAUCCCUUAUAGCCAAUGAUAGGUUUAUAAAUAUGCUGCUAGGUCAUAUGUCAAUAGAAGUUCUACGGGAAGAAGCAUGUGACUGUUUAUUUGAAAUUGUAAAUAAAGGAAUGGACCCUGUUGAUAAAAUGAAACUAGUAGAAUCUUUGUGUCAAGUAUUACAGUCUGCUGGGUUUUUCAGCAUUGACCAGGAAGAAGAUGUUGAUUUCCUGGCCAGGUUUUCUAAGCUGGUGAAUGGAAUGGGACAGUCAUUGAUCGUUAGCUGGACUAAAUUAAUUAAGAGUGGGGAUAUCAAGAAUGCUCAGGAGGCACUGCAAGCUAUUGAAACGAAAGUGGCGCUGAUGUUACAACUGCUAAUUCAUGAGGAUGAUGACAUCUCCUCCAAUAUUAUUGGGUUUUGUUAUGAUUAUCUUCAUAUUUUGAAACAGCUUACAGUGCUCUCGGAUCAGCAAAAAGCAAAUGUAGAGGCAAUCAUGUUGGCGGUUGUGAAAAAAUUGACUUAUGAUGAAGAAUAUAACUUUGAAAAUGAGGGUGAAGAUGAAGCCAUGUUUGUAGAGUAUAGGAAGCAGCUGAAGUUAUUGUUGGACAGGCUUGCUCAAGUUUCACCAGAGUUACUGCUGGCUUCUGUUCGCAGAGUUUUUAGUUCUACACUGCAGAAUUGGCAGACUACACGGUUUAUGGAAGUUGAAGUAGCAAUAAGAUUGCUGUAUAUGUUGGCAGAAGCUCUCCCAGUAUCUCAUGGUGCUCACUUCUCAGGUGAUGUUUCAAAAGCUAGUGCUUUGCAGGAUAUGAUGCGAACUUUGGUAACAUCAGGAGUCAGUUCCUAUCAGCAUACAUCUGUAACAUUGGAGUUCUUCGAAACUGUUGUUAGAUAUGAAAAGUUUUUCACAGUUGAACCUCAACACAUUCCAUGUGUACUGAUGGCUUUCUUAGAUCACAGAGGUCUGCGGCAUUCUAGUGCAAAAGUACGGAGCAGAACUGCUUACCUGUUUUCCAGAUUUGUCAAAUCUCUCAAUAAACAAAUGAAUCCUUUCAUUGAGGAUAUUUUGAAUAGAAUACAAGAUUUACUAGAACUUUCUCCACCUGAGAAUGGUUACCAGUCCUUGUUGAGCAGCGACGAUCAGCUGUUUAUUUAUGAGACAGCUGGAGUGCUGGUUGUGAAUAGUGAAUACCCAGCAGAAAGGAAGCAAGCGCUGAUGAGGAACCUGUUGACUCCACUGAUGGAGAAGUUUAAAAUUCUGUUAGAAAAACUGAUGCUGGCACAGGAUGAAGAAAGGCAGGCAUGUCUAGCAGAUUGUCUUAACCAUGCUGUUGGAUUUGCCAGCCGAACUAGCAAGGCUUUCAGCAACAAGCAGACUGUGAAACAAUGUGGCUGUUCUGAAGUUUAUCUGGACUGUUUACAAACAUUCUUGCCAGCCCUCAGUUGCCCCUUACAAAAGGAUAUUCUUAGAAGUGGAGUUCGCACUUUCCUUCAUCGAAUGAUUAUUUGUUUAGAGGAAGAAGUUCUUCCAUUCAUCCCAUCUGCCUCGGAACAUAUGCUCAAAGACUGUGAAGCAAAAGACUUGCAGGAGUUCAUUCCUCUCAUCAACCAGAUCACAGCCAAGUUUAAGAUACAGGUGUCCCCAUUCUUACAGCAGAUGUUCAUGCCCCUGCUCCAUGCGAUUUUUGAAGUGCUGCUCCGACCAGCAGAAGAGAACGACCAGUCUGCUGCUUUAGAGAAGCAGAUGUUGCGGAGGAGUUACUUUGCUUUCCUGCAAACAGUCACAGGCAGUGGAAUGAGCGAAGUUAUAGCCAAUCAAGGUGCAGAAAAUGUAGAACGAGUGUUAAUAACUGUUAUCCAAGGAGCAGUUGAAUAUCCAGAUCCAAUUGCCCAGAAAACCUGUUUUAUCAUCCUUUCAAAGUUGGUAGAACUCUGGGGAGGUAAAGAUGGACCAGUGGGAUUUGCUGAUUUUGUUUAUAAGCACAUUGUCCCUGCAUGUUUCCUAGCACCUUUAAAACAAACCUUUGACCUGGCAGAUGCACAAACAGUGUUGGCCUUAUCUGAAUGUGCAGUGACACUGAAAACCAUUCAUCUCAAACGGGGCCCAGAAUGUGUUCAGUAUCUUCAACAAGAAUACCUGCCCUCUUUGCAGGUAGCUCCAGAAAUAAUUCAGGAGUUUUGUCAAGCACUUCAGCAGCCUGAUGCUAAAGUUUUUAAAAAUUACCUAAAGGUGUUCUUCCAGAGAGCAAAGCCCUAAGGAUUGGAUUUCCCUGUGCCUACUUCCUGAUAAGAAAUUCCAGUUAUUUAUAAAAAAGCAGUUUUUGUGUGCCAUUCAUACUCAUCUUUUUAACAUUGUUUUGAGCUAAUUGCAGUAUAUGUAUUGGGAUUUUUCUGUAAAAUGGGUGUAAUUUUCCCUAAAUAACAGGUAUGUGACAACAAGAAGUUGCAUGCCAGCUGAAGAUGUUAAAUGUAAAAUGCUGUUAAAAGACAAAACACUUAUCCUAGUACCUUAAUUUUUUUAUUUGAAACUUUAUGUCAAGACCUUUAUAAAAACCAUAGCAGUGGAAAACAGUACUUUUUAAAAAUUGCUGAAUAUAAAAUGUUCAAAAUAUUUAGUUUCUUUUUUGUGAGAAGACACUUAAAGUAUGGAGGAAAUAUAACAAUCAGAACUAAUUUGUAGAUAGCCAUUACAUUUAAACUGUUUCAAUGCCAAUGUGUAUUCUACAAGAGAAUGGUUUCAUAAAUUAAUCAAUUAAAAGUAGGUGAUGGUAUACACUUUUUUAAUAAAAUAGUAAAUAAAUUUUAUGUAGUGAAAUCUA